AUGCACAUUCCUGGACUGGUCUCCAGCAAAUACUUCAUCCCACUACACACAGACACCACGCCACCCAAGCAGAAGUUUAAAUCCAUCCAGGUGCAGAGUAAAUACAUAGAUAUAGAGCCACACUAUCUGGCCAUGACAAACAACUAUGUGUUUGCUGCCUCAAAGGAGAAUUUUUAUCUGUGGCAUUUCAAGACACCAAAGGCCCAUAGUUCCAUGGAAUUAUCAAGUGCUGUUAAAACUGACCGUCAAGAACGACUUUACCACAUUGAUGAUACACCAACAGGUGUCUCUGAUGUUUUCAGAGAAGGAGACAAAUUAUAUGAGGCUACUAGUGACCCUGUAUGCUGUAUAACUGCAAGUGAACGGGUACUAAUUAUUGGAAGGGAAUCUGGAAAACUUCAAAGAUAUACUCUUCCACAUGUUGCUCUCAUUGCACGUUACUCUCUCCCGUGCCGACCACAUCGUUUGGCACUGAACUGUAAUUCAUCUCGACUGGCCAUCGUUGAUAUCACGGGACUACUUACAUUCUUAGAUCUGGACACUCGCUCAUCGGACAGUAGUGGCUCUGAAAUUAUGGGUUCCAUACUGAAAUUUGAGCGAAAGGACGUUUGGGAUAUGUGCUGGGCUCAAGACAACCCAGAAUUAUUUGCAAUGAUGGAGAAGACUCGUAUGUAUGUUUUUCGCAACAUGGAUCCUGAAGAACCUGUGGCCAGUUCUGGGUAUCUUUGCAGCUUUCAGGAUCUUGAGAUUCGUGCAGUUCUCCUGGAUGAAGUGAUGCGCGAGCCUGAGUCACCCACCACAGACCAUUUGCUCCAUUUAGAAGUUAAGAGUUUACGAGAUACUCGUGAUCUUCUGGAGAAAGUUUCAAUUAAAGAUGCUGCAGCCUUCAUUGAUGAGAAUCCUCACCCAAGACUUUGGCGUUUACUUGCUGAAGCAGCGCUAGAAAAGCAAGAUCUGAAGAAUGCAGAAGCAGCCUUCGUCCGAUGCAAGGAUUAUCCAGGAAUACAAUUGGUUAAACGUAUAUCCAACAUCCAAAAUGAAACUCUACGUAAAGCAGAAGUAGCGGCAUAUUUUAAAGAUUUUGAUGAAGCAGAAAAACUCUAUCUGGAGGUUGAUCGAAGGGAUGUUGCCAUAUCUCUCCGUCGCAAAUUAGGGGAUUGGUUCAGAGUUGUUCAACUCCUGAAAUCUGGUUCAACUGGCGAUGAUGUGCAAAUGGAAGAAGCACUGAAUAAUAUUGGCCACUAUUAUGCUGAUAGACAUAAAUGGGAUGAUGCAGUGAAGCAAUUUGAAUCAGCCCAUAACCAUGAGAUGUUGGCUCUGUGUUAUUAUCAGCUUGAAGAUUUUGAGGCUUUGGAGUCACUUGUUCGCUCUUUACCAGACAACUCUACUCUCUUGGCCUCCAUUGCAGACAUGUUUACCAGUGUUGGAAUGUCACAGCAGGCUGUUGCUGCCUACAUGAAGGUAUGAGUUUAUAUCCUGGAA
Molecule: messenger RNA, 1482 nt
Organism: Homarus americanus (American lobster)
Lineage: Eukaryota; Metazoa; Arthropoda; Malacostraca; Decapoda; Nephropidae
Product: WD repeat-containing protein 35-like
Exons: 10
Coding region: 1-1467 (488 amino acids)
Biological process (GO): protein localization to cilium; non-motile cilium assembly; intraciliary retrograde transport
Cellular component (GO): non-motile cilium; intraciliary transport particle A
Molecular function (GO): protein binding
Source: RefSeq, a predicted model, not a curated record